AAGAUAUGAAAAUUGUCAAACAAGAAGAGCUAUAUAUUUAGCCAUUGAAUUAAUUAAUAUAGCACAUGAUUGCAACCAUUUUCCCAAAUUUCUCUCUCAAAAAAUGUCUAUAGUUUUCAGAUUCCUCAUCCUGGCAAACUUGUUGGCCUCUAUCCAAUCCACGUGCCUAAACAAAGGCAACUACACCACUAACAGCACGUACAUGGCAAAUCUCAACGCCGUCCUUUCCUCUCUCCUCACUGGCCUUAGCAGCAGCGGUUUCUACAACGCCUCCGUCGGGCAAUAUCCCGAUAGAGCCAACGCCGCCGUGCUCUGCGGUGCCGACGUCGAGCUCGACGAGUGCCGCAGAUGUCUCCGAGACAUCACCCCCAAGAUUCUAACAUCGUGCCCUAAUUAUAAGCAGGCCUUUGAGUGGGACGAAGGCUGCGUGUUGCGGUACUCGAACGAGACGAUGUUUGGAGUCCUGGCGAUGUACCCGGGCCUAUGGUGGUGGAAUCUGAACAACGCCACGAGUCCGGUUCGGUUCAAGGAAGAUCUGAGAACGCUUAUCGACGGUCUUCGGAUCAAGGCGGCGGCCGGCGACGGCACGAGGAAGGUUGCCGCUGGGAAUAUCACCGCUCCGGAUUUUCAGACCAUUUAUGCACUGGUUCAAUGCAGCCCGGAUUUGUCUCAGAAGGAUUGCAACAUUUGCUUAUUAACCGCUGAAGCGGAUAUACCAAGAUGUUGUGACAAUAGGGUAGGGGGUAGAGUGCUCUUGCAAAGCUGCUAUCUUCGUUAUGAGACUUAUCCAUUUUUUAAUGAAACUGUGCUUCAAAAACUAGAGCCUGUGACUCUACCCCCGCCCGCGCCCGCGCCCGUGAUCGUGCCGGUACCCGGGUCUCCGAUAUUGCGGUCACCACCGCCACCAUCAUCACCACCACCAUCAGGUCUCUUAAUUGCUUCCGAAGAUAAGAUUUAG
Messenger RNA from Erythranthe guttata (spotted monkey flower), 958 nucleotides. NCBI's taxonomy places the organism in Eukaryota, Viridiplantae, Streptophyta, Magnoliopsida, Lamiales, Phrymaceae. The record is from RefSeq and is a predicted model, not a curated record.